This is a messenger RNA of Kalmanozyma brasiliensis GHG001, 3063 nucleotides long. RefSeq names its product Zn(2)-C6 fungal-type DNA-binding domain protein. Bases 1 to 3063 code for a protein of 1020 amino acids. Lineage: Eukaryota; Fungi; Basidiomycota; Ustilaginomycetes; Ustilaginales. The transcript has a single exon. Gene Ontology annotation, biological process: regulation of DNA-templated transcription. Gene Ontology annotation, molecular function: DNA-binding transcription factor activity, RNA polymerase II-specific; zinc ion binding. The record is from RefSeq and is a predicted model, not a curated record.
AUGGCUCCUGCCGCCUCUUCAUCACCGGUUUCAGGUCCAAACGGAUCAACCAGCCGUGGACGACCACCGCUUCACAAUGACACCGACACGCCCCCCAUCCAGAAGAAGCCACGCCGCACCCACGCUCGCCGCUCCUGUUUCAUGUGUCAACAGCGAAAGGCACGAUGCGAGCUCCCCGAUCUCGAGGUUCCUUCCAGCUCCCUGCCCCUCCCAUAUCACCAGGCUUGUCAUCGAUGCAAGACGCUCCAGAUCUCGUGUAUCGUCGACGAUGCUAACAAGAAGAAGCCCAAGGUGUCGACGGCAGAAUCCGGCUCAGCGCGUUCCACCCCGUCAAAGCGACGCUCGUCUGCUGCUGCCACCGAUCGUCCAGCCAUGCGGAAGUCCAGCACCACCACCUCGCUAGCUUCGAACUUUGGCGACACACUCGGCGCUCAAAGCCAAGCCAGCACCAGCUCUACUAGUCUCGUACCUUCCUCCAUCACUCCUUCCGACGCCAACGACCUCAAGCUGGCGGGAGGACGCGAGGUGGGUGAUCACAUUGUUUAUCCCGCCGAGGCGCGACUCGUCUCGAAAACACCCGAUCCCUCUUCGGACGAAGACGAGGCACCGCCUUCGACUUCUGCCUCGAGACCGUCAGAUCGAUUCAAUAAGAGGGCCGCUUCGUCCGGAUCGGACCCUCACAUCAAGACGCAGGACCGCAGUCCGAGAGAUGCUGCCAACAUUGACACUUGGGAACGCUUUUCCACACGAAGUCGACCCCUCACGCUGCUUACCGAGCUCGUCCCUCGCCAGAACGGAUUUGCGUCCAAGGUCUUUCGCCUUGUAUCCGCACGAGCUACCAUCGAGACCGACGUCACCGAGAUUGUCUCGAACGAAAAGUCCAAACAGCUCAGCGACUGGUGCGAGAACAAUCUCACCCUUUGGAUGCCCCACAUCUCCAACGCCUAUCAGAUCCGUCAAGAGGCCUUGCAAGGCAAGCAAACACUCUCGACCCAGCUUCUCGAACAGGUGCUUUACCUCAUUGCUCUGCAGCACAUUCGGGAUCCAGCCGACGAUGUGACGCGUUUCUCAGUCACUCGCUUCGUCAUUCGUGAUCUGGCCCGUCUCAACCUCACAUCGCCACGCUCGCCCAAGGCAGUAGAGGCUCUCGAACUUCUGGCUUUGUUUCCCGUCGACGUCUCCGCCAUUCCAGGGCCGUCUCGCAACCGCAUCCGCACCGACUCGCAGAUCAAUGCAGCAGAACGUUUCGCUCGCUCGGUGCGCCUCGACCGCGUCGCUCUCACCGCCGCAGCUCCGUAUUCCUUCUUUACUUCCACCAAUCAACUCGACGACUUUGAGACCAAGCGAACCGCCAUGGCCUGGGCCAGCGUCAAGGCGUGGUACAACUGCUUCACGCUCGGCGACGACGAACUGUACGAGAGCAUCGAUGGGCGUUUCUUCUCGGACGACUGGAGUCGAUCCCUGAUUCUUCCUGACGAGCCUCCAUUGCGGCAGGCGCGCGACGAGGUACCGGAGAACGAGCUGUUCCAGAACAGACGCUGGUCGUGUCAACGUAGGAUAGGCAGUGUCGGUCUAGCCACCCGAUGUCUGGCGAUGAGACAGCUGCUCAGGGCAUUUGAUGCCAUCGCCAACGCACCCAUCGAGAUUGCUGAAGCGCAUCGGCUCGCCCAUCUGUCCAGCAUCCUCGACGACUACAAGCGACAGACCGUCAGCGUUGAUCAGGAGUUUGUGCGGAGCCUGGACAGCAUCAGCGACGGAGGCGAGCUACUGAGGACGUGGCUCAACAUCGAGAUGACGGCUGGAUAUCUGCUUGUGCUCGGCGCGGCGAUUCUGCGCGGACUCGGCAUCGACAAGAAGGAAAACGUCCCAUCACACGAGCUAGCUCUGCUCGUCCGCGGUGAGAACGCGUCCCCCGAGAUGCGCGAGUUCCUCACUCGAUUCGGCGAACACCGCAUCCUCGCUGCCGAAAAGGUGCUUGUCAACGUCAGCGUCCUCUGUCGCGAUGCUCGGGCGGCCAAGACGGCCAGCACCAACGGGCGCGGCCGAUCGACGCCCACGACGCAAGACCGGUGGAUGGUGGAGGGGCAAUCACGCACGGUGCUGCCCAUGAUGAACGUCUGCGGCUUUGCCCUCGAAGCCGCCUUCAACGCGAUGGAGAUGCACGCGACCAUGUUCAAGCUCUGGAAGACGCCGCCGAAGCGCUCCGAGUCGUGGCAGCUCGUCUUCUCGAACGUCGUCACGGCGAUGCUCUCGUUGGAUCCGAAGGGAUCGAUCCAGAGUGGAAGCAUUCCUGCUACCUGCGCGUAUAUUCUGCAGGGCAUGCUGAAGGUCAUUGCCUGCUGGACGGAUUGUAGUCGCAAGAAGGAGCAUCAGCGCACGACAUCGACGGGGAAUGGCGCGGUCGAGACGGGGGUCCGACGUGGACCGAGGUUAAACGGUGCUGGCUCGAGACCGCAGGAGAGACGAGCAGCGGUGGAGCCGGAGGUCGACCGAUACGCAGCUAUGCUGCAGGACGAGAUGACGCAGAAGAGCAUCGAUGCUGUGCAUGCAUUCGAGGCACCUUCGGUUGCUGGAUAUCGGAAUGGUGUCGCGCCACGACCGGAUCACGGCGAGGCAGUCUCCUCACCAUAUCGCUCGUCAGCAGCGACCUUUGCGCCAGAAUCGUCGUUCAUGCGCGGCAGUCAUCCAGGGCAGCGCUACGGUCCAGAUGCCACGGAAUCGCUCGCCGCCGCCCUGCCUCCCAGCGGAGGUCUCGAAGCAGGCAACCCAGCGAUCUACCAUCACCAACAGCGCUAUCACCCCUACUCUUCGUCCAUACCCGCAUCGGGCUCGUCCAAUGCCUCAUCGCACACGCACACGCCCCCGCCGUACUACGCCAAUGGCGUCCCUAUGGGCAAUGCACGAAGCAACGGCUCCAGCUUUGGCAUGGUCGACCCGACCAAUGGCCAGAGUGGCGAUGCCGGCUCGGCAGCGUUCGACUCGUUGGACUUUAUUCUAAACGACGUACUGGGGAGUUCGGAGUGGUCGGGGAUUUUGCAGGACAUUUGGCGCACGGAUAUGUAG